UGUUCGCGGUGGCGCUGCUGGAGGACAACAGCGUGGCCCUGGGCCGCCUGCUGCAGGCCUUCGCCCAGCGCCUGCGCCUGCCGGCCCGCACCGAGGUGGUGGAGCUGAGCGACAGCGAGGUCUCCGCCUACACGUACGAGCGCACGCUGAUGAUGGAGCAGCGCUCCCGCAUGCUGCGCCACGUGGGCCUGGCGCGCCAGGCCCGGCCCGGCCCCCCCCCCCCCCAGCGGAGGGGAGGAGGAGGAGGCGGCGGGAGGGGGAGGCCCCCGGCGGGGCCCCAGCCCCACCAACGUGCGGCGCAUGCACGCGGCCGAGCGGCUGAACGAGGCCAUGGGGCGGCGCUCGGCGGGGGCGCGCCUGGUGCUGCUCGACCUGCCGGCCCCGCCCCCCGCCUCGACCCGCCGCCGUGACGACAACUGUAUCCAUGGCGACGGCGCAGCGUCCCUAGCAACGGGGGCAGGCUUCGGCUCGGCAUCCCUAGCAACCCGGGCGGCGUC
Molecule: messenger RNA, 497 nt
Organism: Oxyura jamaicensis (ruddy duck)
Lineage: Eukaryota; Metazoa; Chordata; Aves; Anseriformes; Anatidae
Product: metacaspase-1-like
Exons: 4
Coding region: 150-410 (86 amino acids)
Source: RefSeq, a predicted model, not a curated record